AUGGAGCGGCCGGGAUGGGGAUCGGGAUGGGGAUGGGGAUGGGGAUCGGGCCGGAGACGGGAGCGGGAGCGGGUCCCGGGCCCGGGCGUGUCCCCCCUGCCGGCUCCGCCGCUCUGCCUGCCGCUGCUGCUGCCGCUGCUGCUGUUGUUGCUGUGGCUGCCGGCCCCGGCCUGCUCCGGGACCGUGCCCGGGGCCGCCGCCCGCCUCGCCCUCCCGGUGCAACCCCGGGGCCGCCAGGGUUGUCACUCUGAAGUCCUGGACCAGACCCAGAUGGGCAAACAAAUGUUUCUGAAAGCGGAUUGCGGCCCAGCAGAGACCCCAGAUGAGCCCAAGAAUCUGGACCACCAUCAACCGCUGCCCCAGGAAGACCCCACGCAGGGUCACUCGGUGGAGGUGAUCUCCCUCUUCAAGGAAUUCCUCACCACCUACAAUCGGAGCUACGCCAACGCUACAGAGAGUCAGCGACGCCUAGGCAUCUUCGCCCGCAACCUGGAACGGGCCCGAAGGAUCCAGGAGCUGGACCUGGGAUCAGCCCAAUAUGGAGUCACCAAGUUCAGUGACCUCACAGAGGAGGAGUUUCGGAACUUGUACCUAAACCCGGUCCUGAGUCGUGUCCCUGGUCGCCCACUGCGUCCGGCCCCUCCUGCCGCCGGGCCCGCGCCCCCGGCUUGGGACUGGAGAGAGCACGGGGCUGUUACCAGCGUCAAAGACCAGGGCAUGUGUGGAUCGUGCUGGGCCUUCUCGGUCACGGGCAACGUGGAAGGCCAGUGGUUCCUGAAGCGGGGGACGCUGCUGUCUCUCUCCGAGCAGGAGCUGGUGGAUUGUGACACGCUCGACAAGGCCUGUGGAGGUGGCCUGCCCGCCAACGCCUACACAGCUAUCGAGACCCUCGGGGGCCUGGAGACAGAGAGCGACUACAGCUACCAGGGCCACCGACAGCGUUGCGGCUUCUCUGCAGACAAGGCCACCGUCUACAUCAACAGCUCGGUGGCCUUGAGCCGGGACGAGGAGGAGCUCGCUGCCUGGCUGGCUGAGAACGGCCCCGUGUCCGUCGCCCUCAACGCCUUCGCCAUGCAGUUCUACCGUGGCGGGGUCUCCCACCCUUUCCGGCCGCUGUGCACCUCCUGGCUCAUCGACCACGCGGUGCUCCUCGUGGGCUACGGCUACCGCUCUGGCAUCCCCUUCUGGGCCAUCAAGAACAGCUGGGGCACUGACUGGGGAGAGAAGGGCUACUACUACCUGUACCGAGGGGCCCGAGCCUGCGGCGUUAGUGUCAUGGCCAGCUCCGCUGUGGUGGACUAGAGGCCCGUCUAGCCCACCGCCAUCAUCACCUCCUACCAAGGACGGUCCUCGCCUCUCCGCCCCGCCCGGCCUCACUCACCGAAGCCCCACCACUUGGCCCUCGAUUAAGUAGCAGACCCUCACCUUACCAGUGUGAUCCCACCCCUUCUAGAGCUAGUGGGGAUUGCAGCGAGCGUUUAGUACAGUGCUCCACACACAGUGUGCGCUCAAUAAAUUCCUUGAUUGAUGGGGGCGGGGGGGACCAGCCCCAGUUCUGGAGGGAAGGGAGCGAGGUCGGAGAAGAAAGCCGGAGGAGAUGAGGACAACUGGAUCACUGGAAGGACAGCAGACAGGUGGAAAUUGCAUGCGGGGAGGGAAGGGGAAAGCCGCCCGCUUUGAGCGCACAGGCUGGGGACAGGAUCUCUGUUUUCUGGGGAGGAGAAGGGGUCGCCCCCAUCCUAAACUCUGUCUUCCUCUUAGAAGUAACUUUUUCUUUUUCCUGCGAUAGACUGUAGGCUCCUUGAGGGCAGAGAACGGUGGCUUUUACCGCUUGUUCCCUGCCAAGUGCUUGGCAGAGCCCUCCGCAUCCCUGAGCACCUUCCAGGCACUCAAUAAAGGCUGUUGUUGAAUGAG
Molecule: messenger RNA, 1914 nt
Organism: Tachyglossus aculeatus (Australian echidna)
Lineage: Eukaryota; Metazoa; Chordata; Mammalia; Monotremata; Tachyglossidae
Gene: CTSF
Product: cathepsin F
Exons: 13
Coding region: 1-1302 (433 amino acids)
Cellular component (GO): lysosome
Molecular function (GO): cysteine-type endopeptidase activity
Source: RefSeq, a predicted model, not a curated record